AUGUCGGUCCUACUCAAAAAACAGCUACCCUACUUAAUUAAUUCCUUUAACUAUCCAAUCACAAACAAUAUUAUAAUAUUUAAAUAUAAAUUUAAGCUUCUUCGAAAAUUUUUUACUGACACUGACGGCCAAUUAAUUUUUUGCAAAGAGGCACAAAAAAUAGCAGAAUUUAUUUCUCAUUUAAUUUUGGCAAGUGGAGAGGAUAGACGAUUUGAAUAUUUUAAUAAUAUUGAACAAAUUGAGAGUUUAAUAAGUGAUAUACCUAAUUCUUUAUAUUUGAAAAAGAUCGAGGAGAGGAUAGAAAAUGAAAAUGACGAUGAUAUUUCGUAUAAAUUGGAUAUUCUACCAUCACAAAGACAUCACUUAUCUGCAACCUUAUUGGGGGAAAACGAAGAAAGGAAGCAAAAAACAGAAAGGGCUUUCAGUUUAGGAAUUUUCGAAUCUUCACAAGAUGAUCAUCUUUAUUGGAUAUCUUUACUUCCAAAUAAGGAUACCCAAAAGAAUCGACUUCGUUUAAUUAAAAGUAUUUUCUCAGAAAAAUGGCAGAAUGCCAACAAUUCGCGUUUCCGUCCAUUUUCUAUUUUAAAAGCUUAUGCAACGAAGUUUUGGACAAAAGAAAGUUUUAAUGGAAGGACUGGACAAAUUAAUAGAAGACCUCCUCCACACAAUGAAUGGCUUCCAUUAAUUUCUGAUUAUGCAUUGGCCUUAAAUUUAGCUCAAAAUAAAACACAAAUCCGCAAAAAAAUGUUUGGGCUUCGAAUGUUUUCAAAUACUCCAUUUCCAACACCUCCUGCCGACUGGUUAUUGUCCGCUGUUUUUCUUUCUUCUGGUCUGUGUUCGGAUUCUACAAUUGAUUUACUUGAAAGAUUUAUACUCAACCGUGAGUGA
Messenger RNA from Meloidogyne enterolobii, 888 nucleotides. The record is from the annotation of a GenBank genome assembly. Lineage: Eukaryota; Metazoa; Nematoda; Chromadorea; Rhabditida; Meloidogynidae.